AAAAGAAAAAAAAAAGCCACGGCACCCGCCAUGCUCUGGUCCCAUAAGAUGUAAGAGUAGGAACGACUAGCACAACAUACAGCUAUGCCACAGUCAGCUACUCGGGGACUUGUCUUACCCUGAUGCGAUAGUAAUAGGUAGCGGUAUGUGCCAUGCUAGUUGACAACAUGCCGAACCGGUACCCGAACCGUGAACAGUCAUGGUCGACGUGUGGAGGGGGUAAUGCCCUCUUCCGUCUUCAGCCCAAUUUGGGGACGGGCUAUGCAGGCAGCGCGGCAGCUGUGAGCGGGAAGAAUGUCUGUGGCUUCAGAUUCGAAUUGUGUGGCGGGUCCCCUGCCAAGGCUUGCUUACCCGAGGUCUCACAUGGCGAUAACGUCGUGGCCUUUUCCAAACUUGGACUUUGCAAAGAAAGAGUGAACUGGGGGGGACUGUGUCUGAGGAAAAGGGUUGUGUUCGGGACGAAAACAUGCGAUACCGUGGGGAGCGGGAAGCAGAGCAUGUGUUCGAUUCUCGAGAAGUUAUGUUGUCAUGACACCAAGCCCCUAGGCGAUGUUGUGGACCAUGACUGUGUUGAUGGAGAGCUAAGUAAGACUGACAUUGCAAUGGGCAUCGGAGAAAGGGAAUCGAAUGUUUUUAUAGCCACGACAUUUCACCUGCUAUGUCUCAUGGACACAAGACUGGUAGACAGUUUGAUCUUUGACAAGACCCUUUCUCGGCCACGACUGCUCAUCGAUGGUAAUGUCCUCCGGAUCAUGUGGUUUGGGAUGUCGGGAAAUUCGCCGGGUCACGACUCACUGGCCGGCGCAGAGAACUAUUGUAGCUUCGUCGAGGGGACGGGAUCCAAAACCGGCUCGUUCAAGGUUAUGAGGUCAUCCCCUCUAGGCAAUGAUCGGUUGAGCAGCUUCUUGGGACUGCUGGCGUCGACUUGUUGA
Molecule: messenger RNA, 932 nt
Organism: Neurospora hispaniola
Lineage: Eukaryota; Fungi; Ascomycota; Sordariomycetes; Sordariales; Sordariaceae
Exons: 6
Coding region: 153-932 (259 amino acids)
Source: RefSeq, a predicted model, not a curated record